Messenger RNA from Psilocybe cubensis, 1674 nucleotides. RefSeq lists its product as uncharacterized. The coding region runs from base 1 to 1674 and encodes 557 amino acids. Lineage: Eukaryota; Fungi; Basidiomycota; Agaricomycetes; Agaricales; Agrocybaceae. The record is from RefSeq and is a predicted model, not a curated record. The transcript is spliced from 9 exons.
AUGCGACAACGUCUAUCACAAGUUCUUGCUGUGGCUGGUGCAGCGUACGGUGCAGCUGUCGGUCCCCAGUGGGAAUUCGUCCAAAAUGGAACGAGUGGUAUUUUGGCGUUGGAAGCUAUCGUCGUUUCCCCUACAUUAGCCAUUUUUUUUGACCGAGCAUCCAACGACCCUCUCCAAGUUAAUGGUCACCCAGCAUGGGGUGCUCUUUGGAACUUCCGCACCAAUACUGCGAGCCCUCUGGAUUUGGUCAGUGACAGCUUCUGUGCGUCGGGCGGGUUCCUCAGCAAUGGUACAAUGGCGAGUAUUCUAUUGUUUACCUUUGUCAGCGUUGGGGGAAAUAUCCCAGCCAUUACGGCUGCGCAGGAUGGCCGUAUGGGUCUUCGACUCUUUGAACCAUGCGACGAUCCAAACGGCGAAGGAUGCACUCUCUUUGAAGAUCCCGAGAAUUUACAUUUGGUUGAAAAUCGUUGGUAUACCUCUGCACUCCGACUUCACGAUGGGUCAUUGAUUGUUGUGGGAGGUAUGCAUGAGGACACGCCGUUCUAUAAUACCGAUCCUGCAAAUACUAUUGAAUUUUUCCCGCCUAAGGAUAACGGCGCUGCUCGACCAUCGCCUUUCCUCGAACGAACGGUCCCUGGAAAUCUGUUCCCAAGGCUCUUCUCCUUACCCGAUGGCAGAGUGCUCAUGAUAGCCAAUAACCAAACUAUCAUUUAUGACGUGGAGACCGAUACGGAGGAAAUCCUUCCAGAAAUUCCCAACGGCGUGCGCGUCACCAACCCGUUCGACGGGACAGCAGCAUUGCUACCUCUAUCGCCCCCCGACUUCACCCCCGAGGUUCUGGUUUGCGGAGGAAGCGCCACAGAUGAUCGCAUCCCCAGUGAAAAUUUGUCUUCACAAACGCCAGCCUCCGACCAAUGCAGUCGUCUCGUUGUAACUCCAGAGGGCAUCAAGAAAGGGUGGCAAGUUGAACAUCUGCUGGAGCCCAGGAUGAUGCCCGAGAUGAUACUCAUGCCAAACGGUCAAGUCCUUAUCGUCAAUGGUGCCAUGAGCGGAUACGCCGCUAUAGCUGCUGUGGCUGAUCCCGUCAAUGGCUCCAAUGCUGACCAUCCAGCACUAACUCCCUCUCUAUACAAUCCUAACGCGCCACUUGGCAAGCGUAUCAGUAAUGCUGGUCUACCUACCACCAACAUUCCAAGAAUGUAUCACUCGGUCGCUUCCUUGACACCGUCAGGAAACGUCCUCCUUGCAGGAUCCAAUCCUAACGCUGAGGUUGUGAAUGACACUGUGAAGUUCCCUACAGAAUUCCGUGUACAGUACUUGAAUCCUCCGUUCAUGUCGGUGGCUCGGCCUACGUUGAGCAAUGUGCCCACCAAAAUCGGGUUUAACGAGAAAUUUACAGUCGAUAUCUCAAUUCCCAAAAACCUCAAAGCCACAAAUAUUCAAGGCUUUUCUUCACACGCAUUCCAUGUCGGGCAAAAGCUUGUAUUCAUGGACGCAACUCUUUCCAAAAACAAGAAGUCGUUGACUAUUACCAGCCCUCCCAACAAUAGGAUAUUCUCUCCUGGCCCAGGAUUUAUUUUUGUCACCAUCGACGAUGUUACUAGCGAAGGCUCACGUCUCAUGGUGGGCAAUGGACUACCACCACCGGUCCAAGACCAGGGUAUCAGAAUUUAA